CAGUGGGCAUCGGCAGGUCGCGACUGAAUGGCGACGAAGCAGCGCCUUGGCUGGGGGGCGCGAUAACGAGAGCAAGCGCUGCGGGUUCGCGCGAGCCGCCGAAGCUCUGCUCGUUAUCCGCGAGCAGCUCUCGGCGCGCUCGGCAGCAUCCGCGCUGCUUCGCUCGUGACACCAUGGAGUAGCGGGCGAGUGUCGCGCGAUCUUGGAUCCGUCGCAGGCAGACCCAUCGGCCAUCCCUUCCCGAAGCAUGGCGAGCAACGACAUCGAGGCCAACCCCGAGGCAGCCGAUACCGGCACCGACUGGCGCCCACAGCAGCAGCAGCAGCAGCAGCAGCAGCAGCAGCAGCAGGACUCGACGGCGAGGCGCGAGCUGCCAGCAGCGGUAGCCUGGUCGGGCCUCGGCGGCGACUGCCCGCUGCUCAGGGACGCGCUCGCCCACAGGCAGGGCCUGGUCUGGACCGUGUGCAGAUUCUUCGUCGGCUACAUGCGCGGGUUCUCUCAGACUAGCUUCUCGAACAAUCCAAUCACGGGACUGAUCUUGAUGGUUGGCCUGACAACGGUAGGCCCGGGUACCUUCGUCUGCUGCUCUGCCUGCAGUCUUUUGGGACAUUUGGUGUCGAUGUCGCUACGAGAGCCGCGGGUCAACCUGGACAACGGACUGACCAUCUUCAAUCCACUGAUCUUCGGAGCAGUUUCGUACUAUUUUGUGCCAGAAGUGUAUGGAGCGUUCGACGGCUUCAGCUGCUCGCUGAUGUUCUUAUGCGUGGUUUUCAUAUCGUACUUCUGGAGGGCUUGUGCAAACGGCUGCAUCCCGUGCCUGACGAUGCCCUUCAACGUGGCCGAGCUUAUUCUGUUGUUCACGCUGAAAGAGGCUCGGAGCCAACUGGAUCACGGUCUGUCGUUUGCCAGCUCCGUGGCGGCAGCAAUUCCAGUGGGCGACGGGGCGGCGACAGCGGCCUCGGCGUUGGCGGUGGCGCCGGGCAUCGCCGGGAACGCGACACUGCUCGGCGGCAGCCCCGACUGGACAACGAUCGUGCGUGCCUCGGUGGUCUCCGGCUCGCAGCUGUUCGUCGUUGAGAGCGUGGCGUUCGGCGCCGUCGUCUACCUGGCCGUGCUGCUGUACUCGCCGCUGACCUGCCUGUUCGGCUUCCUGGGCUCGCUGGGCGCCUCGAUCGUCGCUGGGCCGCCCGCGAGCGGCCGUCGGCGCCGGCCUGUACGGCUUCAAUGGCUACCUGACCGGGGCCAGCUUGGGCGGCAGCUUCCUGGUGAUGAACGGGCAGGCGGCCGCCGCCACCUGUGUGGCUAUCGUCCUCACGGGCCUCGUGCAGCACGUGCUCGAGAUCGUCUUCCUGCCGACCGGUCUGCCCGUCGGAACCAUACCCUUCGUGCUGACCACUUGGCUGUUCAUCGGACUCGGCAAGAUGCCCGAAGGCGCCUUCUUCUACCCGGUCAGCAUCUCUUGCCCGGAGCAGCAACGCAAGGAGCUUCUGUCGCAGCGCCGACUGGCCAAGUCGGAGCAGACGGGCGCCGCGUCGGAGCUGCUGCUGCGCAACGGCAAGGCGCCCCUGGCCUGAGCGGGCCACGACCGAGCCGCGCGUCGGAGGCCGUGCAGCCGAGCCGGAGCAGCAACAGGGCAGCUGUGACCAGGUCCAGCUGGCGCAUCGCUUCGUCGCGUCCUCCUUUUCCUUCUGUCUUUUCCAUUUGGAUAGCUGUAUUGUCUCUGCUCCGAGGUCGCGCGGCCGAGCUGUGAGCCAACAAACAUUGCAGAUACGACUGAUACGCGUUCACUUGUUGACUUUCUCUUCGUGCUUUUGUGUGCCGCGAACAGUGCUUUUUAUCUAUUAUGUCAUUAUCUUUUGUACAAGAGCUUCACUACAACGCGGAUAUUGUCGAGUUUGGAUUGCAUUACUUUGAAAUUACAUUAAAAUUGUAUUCCAGUUCUUCGGGAAAAUAAAAGAAUGUAAAUGAAGCAGCAGCUCUCGUACUACAUUUGUCGGAAGUCUCGUUUGCAUUCUUUAUGCUGUUAUAAGUUUGUCUUGAUAUUCCAAUAAAAUGAGAAAAAUUCAUAACCGUAUACUGAACCAACGCGCUACAGCGAAUUCUACCUGCUAUUUAAUAAUUAUCUGGCUCAGCUGUGAAUUAGA
Molecule: messenger RNA, 2144 nt
Organism: Phymastichus coffea
Lineage: Eukaryota; Metazoa; Arthropoda; Insecta; Hymenoptera; Eulophidae
Product: urea transporter DVU1160-like
Exons: 10
Coding region: 248-1750 (500 amino acids)
Biological process (GO): urea transmembrane transport
Cellular component (GO): membrane
Molecular function (GO): urea transmembrane transporter activity
Source: RefSeq, a predicted model, not a curated record